AUGUCGGAGCGGGAGGAGCGGCGUUUCGUGGAGCUGCCCCGGGAGUCGGUGCGGUUGAUGGCCGAGAGCACUGGGUUGGAGCUCAGCGACGAGGUGGCGGCCUUGCUGGCCGAGGACGUCUGCUACCGGCUGCGGGAGGCCACGCAGAACAGCUCCCAGUUCAUGAAACACACGCGGCGACGCAAACUCACUGUGGAGGACUUCAACCGGGCGCUGCGCUGGAGCAACGUUGAGGCGGUGUGCGGAUACGGCUCCCAGGACGCGCUGCCAUUCCGGGCCAUCAAGGAGGGCGAGCUCUACUUCCAGGAGGACCGAGAGGUCAACCUGGUGGAGCUGGCCCUGGCCACCAACAUCCCCAAGGGCUGCGCUGAGACGGCUGUGCGAGUGCACGUCUCCUACUUGGAUGGAAAAGGUAACCUGGAGCCGCAGGGAGCUGUGCCCAGCGCCGUCUCCACGCUGACGGACGACCUGCUGAAGUACUACCAGCAUGUCACCCGGGCGGUGCUGGGCGACGACCCCCAGCUGAUGAAGGUGGCCCUGCAGGACCUGCAGACCAACUCCAAGAUCGCCGCCCUCCUGCCCUACUUCGUCUACGUGGUCAGCGGGGUGAAAUCGGUGAGCCACGACCUGGAGCAGCUGAACCGGCUGUUGCACAUCGCCCGCAGCCUGAUCCAGAACCCCUUCCUCUGCCUGGGCUCCUACGUCCGCAGCCUGAUCGCCAGCGUCAUGUACUGCGCGCUGGAGCCCCUGGCCGCCUCCAUCAACCCCCUCAAUGACCACUGGACCCUGCGUGACUACGCCGCCAUGCUGCUUAGCCGCAUCUUCUGGACCCACGGCGACCUGGUGAGUGGCCUCUACCAUCAAAUCCUGCUCUCGCUACAGAAGGUGCUGGCCGACCCCGUGCGCCCGCUCUGCUCCCACUACGGCGCGGUGGUGGGGCUGCACGCCCUGGGCUGGAAGGCGGUGGAGCGGGUGCUUUACCCCCAUCUCCCCACCUACUGGGCCAACCUGCAGGCGGUGCUGGACGACUACUCGGUCUCCAAUGCCCAGGUCAAGGCCGACGGGCACAAGGUCUACGGCGCUAUUCUGGUGGCUGUCGAGCGCCUGUUGAAGAUGAAGGCGCAGCAGGCGCCCGCACCGGCGUCCGGGGCCGGCCCGCGGCAGGAGGGCUCCCCGCGGCACAGCCCCAAGCAGGACUCCCCGGCCGAGGCGGGCUUCGGCCUCGGCCGGCCCCUGCUGCAGUUGGGGGGCGGCGGUGGCGGCAGCGGCCCCACUUCGGCGUCAGCCCCCGUGCCACCCACCCUCUCCCUGCAUGACAUGUACCGCGAGCUCUACGACUUCUUUGGCGACAGCCUGGCCGCCCGUUUUGGCACGGGCCUGCCGCCGGCCGCCCUGCCGCCGCCUGGCACCCCCGAGGGCACCCGGAAGGAGCCACCGGCUUUCGGGGGCGAGGGGGCGGCACGCAAGAUGCCGCAGCUGACGGCCAGUGCCACAGUGAGCCCGCGGGAGGAGGAGAGCCCACGGGGUGAACCCCCGGCCGGCCGCCCGGCACUGCACCGCCCGGCCAGCCUGGCCCGGCCUCGCGGGGCCCCCCGGCAGCCCGGCCACCGCCCAGGCGCCCGCGACGUCUUCCAGAAAUGCCGCUUCGCGCCCCGCGGUGCCCCACGCUUCAGUUUCGUCAUUGCGGGUCGCCAAGCUGGCCGGCGCUGCCAGGGCCGCCUCUUUCAGACCAGCUUCCCCCAGCACCAUGGACCCGGUCAUAUCUCCCGUUACGCCCAGAAGCUGCCCAUGAUCGGCCGGACCACCCGGCCGGCCCGGCGCUGGCCGCGUGCCGAGUACUCCCUCCACCUCCUCCUCUGA
Molecule: messenger RNA, 1860 nt
Organism: Gavia stellata (red-throated loon)
Lineage: Eukaryota; Metazoa; Chordata; Aves; Gaviiformes; Gaviidae
Gene: TAF6L
Product: TATA-box binding protein associated factor 6 like
Exons: 10
Coding region: 1-1860 (619 amino acids)
Biological process (GO): RNA polymerase II preinitiation complex assembly; transcription initiation at RNA polymerase II promoter
Cellular component (GO): SAGA complex; SLIK (SAGA-like) complex; transcription factor TFIID complex
Molecular function (GO): protein heterodimerization activity; RNA polymerase II general transcription initiation factor activity; transcription coactivator activity
Source: RefSeq, a predicted model, not a curated record